This is a messenger RNA of Hippocampus zosterae (dwarf seahorse), 9863 nucleotides long. RefSeq names its product LPS responsive beige-like anchor protein (gene lrba). Gene Ontology annotation, molecular function: protein kinase binding. Gene Ontology annotation, biological process: intracellular protein localization. The record is from RefSeq and is a predicted model, not a curated record. Gene Ontology annotation, cellular component: membrane; cytosol. The transcript has 57 exons. The coding region runs from base 690 to 9095 and encodes 2801 amino acids. Lineage: Eukaryota; Metazoa; Chordata; Actinopteri; Syngnathiformes; Syngnathidae.
UCGAGGGCUUCCACUGUCAUGGCGGUGACGGUCUGAAAGCUACCGGGGAGCGAAAUCAGGAAGCGAAAGGUAGGCGCUGCGAGCAGCUGGGCGAACGCUUCACUCUCUUAGGCCGUCUUGAGUGCACUUUCUGGGCUCGUCGAGGCCACCGGACACCACCUCCCCCACUGCUCCUUCUCCGACCCCUCCGCCUGAGGCGGUGGCAGUCAACGUUUGUCCGAGCUUCGAGAGUUUGGCGCCGCUACCUGUCAAGUGCGCGGACUCCAUGACAAUAGCAACUUCCGCCGGUUGUAAAGUGGCUCUUCUUUGGUCGCUUUUCGAGGACGCGAACGUCGGCGAAGGGCUCGCCGUGGUUCUACCUGCUACCCGCGACCCUUUCACCUCACCUCGCCCUGUUUUUUCUUUGGACGGCAUUAAUCCGCCUGCGGACUAUCAAGUUACGGACUAAAAGAAGAGGAAUAGUUCGCGUAGGCAUUUCACACCGCGGAGCGACAGUCUUUGUACUUUAUUUGACUUUAUUUAUCGUGAAUGGCAAGGCACUCUUGCUUAUGUGCCUAUCGACUGCCACCAACUAACCAGGGGAGGUACAGAAAUUCCGCUCACUUUCCUCAUUAUCACCGCCGCCAUUGGAGGUGAACAGGUGGCUUUACCUGUGGACGACACCUGCCCUGCGGGUCCCACCUUGAGCAAUGGCGAGCGAGGAAACCGCGCCGGGCACCUUGCCGCUCAACCCCGCUGUGCCCAUACGAGGCAUCCGGAUGAAAUUCGCCGUGCUGGACGGCCUCAGGGAAGUUGGGGAAGUUUCCAACCGAGACGUCGUGGAGACUGUGUUCAACCUGCUGGUCGGUGGCCAGUUUGACCUGGAGAUGAACUUCAUCAUCCAGGAGCCCGAGAGCAUCGUGUGUAUGGUGGAGCUCCUGGAUAAGUGCGAGCCCACCUGCCAGGCCGAGGUGUUGAGCAUCUUCACCGCAAUUCUCAAGAAGAGCGUGCGCAACUUGCAGGCGUGCACCGACGUGGGCCUCAUUCAGCUGGUGCUGCGGCGCAUCUCCGACACCGACAGCAUGAUCGCAGACUUGCUGGUGGACAUGCUGGGUGUGCUAGCCAGCUACAGCAUCACUGUCAAAGAGCUGAAAUUAUUCUUUAGCAAACUGCAAGGGGAGAAAGGCCAGUGGCCUCGGCAUGCCGUGAAGCUCCUGUCAGUGUUGAAGUACAUGGCUCACAGGAAUGGCCCAGAUUCCUUCUUUAGCUUCCCUGGCAAAAACGCAGCCGCGAUAGCUCUUCCACCCAUUGCAAAAUGGCCGUACCAGAAUGGCUUUACGUUCCAUACAUGGCUCCGCAUGGACCCUCUCAACAACCUCAAUGUGGACAAAGACAAGCCUUACCUCUACUGUUUCCGCACCAGUAAAGGCCUCGGCUAUUCGGCACACUUUGUAGGCGGCUGUUUGAUUGUGACCUCAUUGAAAACCAAGGGGAAAGGAUUCCAACACUGUGUGAAGUAUGACUUCAAACCACAGAAGUGGUACAUGGUGACUCUGGUACAUGUCUACAACCGCUGGAAAAACAGCGAAAUCAGCUGCUAUGUCAACGGUGAGCUGGCAUCCUUUGGAGAGAUCGCCUGGUUUGUCAACACCAGCGAUACGUUCGACAAGUGCUUCCUAGGCUCGUCCGAAACGGCCGACGCCAACCGUGUCUUCUGUGGCCAGAUGGGCGCCGUCUACUUAUUUGGAGAAGCCCUCAAUGCUGCGCAGAUCCUUGCCAUCUACCAGCUGGGGCCAGGGUAUCAGGGGACGUUCAAGUACAAGGCUGAAAGCGACUUGCUGUUUGCCGAGCACCACAAGAUGCUGCUGUACGAUGGCAAGCUGUCGGCCGCCAUUGCUUUUGCGUACAACGCCCGCGCCACCGAUGCCCAACUCUGCCUUGAGUCCUCUCCCAAGGACAACGCCUCCAUUUUUGUGCAUUCCCCGCACGCGCUCAUGCUCCAGGAUGUGAAAGCGGUGGUGACUCACUCUGUUCAGAGCGGUAUUCACUCCAUUGGUGGCGUGCAGGUCCUCUUCCCCCUCUUUGCACAGCUGGACUUCUGCCAGCCCUCCAGCCACGAGCUGGACACCUCUGUCUGCUGCACGCUGCUAUCUUUUGUGAUGGAGCUGCUGAAGAACUCUGUAGCCAUGCAAGAGCAGGUCCUGGCCUGCAAAGGCUUCCUAGUCAUUGGAUACACGUUGGAAAAGUCAUCCAAGGUGCACGUAACGCGACCCGUCCUGGACAUCGUGCUGGCCUUCUCCCGCUACUUGAGCAACUUGCAGAAUGGCAUCCUGCUGCUCAAGCAGCUGUGCGACCACAUUCUGUUCAAUCCCGCCAUCUGGAUCCAUGCUGCCGCCAAGGUGCAACUGACUCUGUACACGUACCUGGCCACCGAGUUUAUCAGCACCGUCACCAUUUACAACGCCAUCCGCCGGGUGGGCACCGUGCUGCAGGUCAUGCACACGCUCAAGUACUACUACUGGGUGGUCAAUCCGCAUGACCGCAGCGGAGUUGUGCCCAAAGGCGUCGAUGGUCCAAGGCCAAAGGAAAUGCUGUCUUUGCGAGCCUUUCUGCUUUUGUUUGUCAAGCAGCUCAUAAUGAAGGACACCGGUGUGAAGGAAGACGAGCUGCAGAGCAUCCUCAACUAUCUCCUCACCAUGCACGAGGAUGACAACCUGAUGGAUGUGCUGCAGUUGUUGGUGGCACUAAUGUCGGAACAUCCUGGAUCCAUGGUGCAGGCCUUUGACCAGCGGAACGGCAUUCGUGUGAUUUACAAGCUUCUGGCAUCCAAAAGCGAAGGGAUCAGAGUGCAGACGCUCAAAGUGCUGGGAUACUUCCUCAAACAUUUGCCCCCCAAGAGGAAGUCAGAGGUCAUGCUGAGUCACGGUCUCUUCUCCCUGCUUACGGAGCGCCUGAUGCUCCACUCGGCCCAGUUUUCGAUGACCACCUACAACGUGCUCUUUGAGAUCCUCACCGAGCAGAUCUGCACACAAGUCAUCCAUAAACAGCAUCCGGAACCCGACUCCUCUGUGAAGAUCAUCAACCCACAGAUUCUCAAGGUCAUAGCCAACUUGCUGAAGAACUCCCCGCUGUCGCCGGAGACGAUGGAGGUGCGCAAGGUUUUCUUGUCGGACAUGAUCAAGCUGUUCAACAACAGCCGAGACAACCGGAGGAGCCUGCUGCAGUGCUCCGUGUGGCAGGAGUGGAUGCUGUCACUCUGCUUCAUCAGCCCGUGCAACAGCGAGGAGCAGAAAGUCACCGAGAUGGUGUACGCCGUCUUCCGCAUCCUACUCUACCACGCCGUCAAGUAUGAAUGGGGCGGCUGGCGCGUCUGGGUGGACACUCUGUCCAUCACCCACGCCAAGGUGACCUUCGAGCAGCACAAGGAACACCUGUCCCGCAUGUUCCGCCAGUACCAGCGUCAAGAAUCCACCGGGUCUCUUGGCACAAUCCGUACCGUCUCUGGAGUCAGCGAGAGCUCCGAGACCGCCGAGUGUACCAACGGUCCCCCCUCGACUGUCAUCGAGCUGACGGUGGACGAACCCUCCGCUAAAGAGUCUGAUCCACUGGACGUAUCCGUUACCAUGUCCAAAGUAGUGGAAGAGGAGCAGAGGCUGUAUCAAGAGGCUUCCAAAGAAGAUGUUGCAAUUCCAACCAACCACUUAGAAGAACAGUGUGGAACAACAGAUCAGCAGGAAACGAUUGAGAAGCCGGAUCAUCUCCCAGAAGCACCUCGGAGUGAAGAUCCUGUAGCAGUAGAGAGAGAAGUCAUUCAAGAUGGAGACCCUACCAAUGAAGAUGAGCCCAAGAAUGACCAAGUUUCUCCGGACCCUGCGGCACCUCUGGACAUCUUGCUGGAGGGUGCCUCAGUCUUCAAUGAGAACUUGGCGGAAGUCUCCUCCGUCAGCGACCACAUUGACGACAGCCAGGGGGAGUUGUCGUACGCCUCUGCUGCAACUGAAGAGGACUCGGUCGGAAAAAAUGAAGGGCAUGAUAUGAAGCGGGAAGUUGGUGAAUUGCAGGAAAUUGCCUUAGAAGAAAACAAUGAAGAAACCAGAGCUGAAGUUGUGCCCCAGGGUGGGGAGACCCACCCAGCACCAAAGACCACUGUAGCAGAUGAAGAUGUGACGGACCCACCGGAAGAGGAACCCGCAUCUACCGACCAGCCGCCAACAGCACCCUCUACUGGGCAGGAGGACCUGAAAGGCUCAGAUCCUAUUUCACAGAGUCAAGACAUAACCGUCUCUGGAGAGGAAUCCCCUUCCAGUGUGGCUGUCAGAAGCACUGCUAUUCAAAAGACCAAAGAAAUCAAAAUAGCCCGUCUGGAUGUGGCCAAUGUAGCAUUAGACACGGAGAGACUGGAACUGAGGCAGACGCACUCAACAGAGACAAGCCAAACGACGACGACAGCAGCUGGCGGACCUUCCUCAGCCCAGCCGAGAGAGAGCGGAACCUCUGUGCCGCGUUCCACCAUGUUCCGCAUCCCGGAGUUCCGCUGGUCCCACAUGCAUCAGCGCCUCCUCACAGACUUGCUCUUUGCUAUUGAGACAGACGUGCAAGCAUGGAGGAGCCACUCCACCAAGACGGUCCUGGACUUUGUGAACAGCAGUGACAAUGUGGUGUUUGUGCACAACAGUGUGCACCUCAUCUCACAGGUGGUGGACAACCUGGUCAUGGCGUGCGGCGGCAUCCUGCCGCUGCUCUCCGCUGCCACCUCCUCCUCGCACGAGCUGGAGGACAUCGAGCCUUCUCAGGGCCUGACGCUGGACGCCUCAGUGGCCUUCCUGCAGCGCCUCGUCAACCUCAUGGACAUUUUGGUCUUUGCCAGCUCGCUCAAUUUCGCCGAGAUCGAGGCCGAGAAGAACAUGUCGUCGGGUGGCAUCCUGCGACAGUGCCUCCGCCUUGUGUGCGCAAUGGCGGUGAGAAACUGCCUGGAGUGUCAGCAGGCUCAGCUGAAGCUCAGCAAAGAAGCAAACUCGCCCAUUUCCGGCAAAUCUGUGUCUGCACAGAGUCCUGUGGACGCGGUGACUGGCGGGAUGUCUCCCGUGCGCGACUUUGAGCGGCUGCUGCAGGACAUGGACAUCAACCGCCUCAGGGCCGUCGUCUUCCGAGAUAUUGAGGACAGUAAGCAGGCUCAGUUCUUGGCUCUGGCUGUGGUCUACUUCAUCUCCGUCCUCAUGGUGUCCAAGUACAGAGACAUCCUGGAGCCACACAACGACAACAAGCAUUCCCAGCGAUCGCAGUUGUCCCUCAGCACAGACAGCGGUGCCGCGGCUGCGUUGCCAGAGUCGGACAAUGGUGUCGCCCUCCGCCGCUACGACUCCGGCAUCGGCGAUGAGCACGCCUCUAUCGCCGCGGCCAGUGAGGCGGAGGCGUCCUCCACUGGCGGUGCUGCCCACGGACCCGACGCCGUCUCGGAGGCCCUGUCCACGCUGUCCUCAGAGGUCAGACCGUCCGAAGCCAAGGGCAAGAACGUGAAGGACAUUCUGCGCAGCCUGGUCAGCGCCCCGGCCGACGACAUCAUGGUGGACCCUGGCCUGCUGCCGCCCGCUUUUCUGGGAAGCGGGGUGGGCGUGGGCGACGUUUCCAGGGAUUCCUUGCAGAUCCGAUCUUUUGACAGGAGUGUUGUGCUUGCCCCCAAGAAAGCAGGCGUGACAUCGCAGGUGCCCGCUGCCGCUGCUGCCAAUCCCGCUGCCGCUCCCCCCAGCAUGCCCCCCGUGACUCCCAUUGAUGGCGUGGCCGUGGUUUCUACUGGAGAUGCAUCACAGACCAGCAGCAAUGCCGAGGCCGGUGGCCAGGUUCCAGCCAGCGCUAGCUUGCCAUCUGUCCCAGCGCUCUCCCCUGUGACCCAGCACACGGCGCCCAAUAUGAGUAUCUCGGAGCGUCUGGAACAUGCCCUAGAAAAAGCGGCCCCCCUCCUCAGAGAGAUCUUUGUGGACUUUGCUCCGUUCCUCUCCCGGACGCUUUUGGGCAGUCAUGGACAGGAGCUCCUCAUCGAGGGGACCAGCCUGGUGUGCAUAAAGUCCAGCAGUUCGGUGGUGGAGCUCGUCAUGCUGCUGUGUUCACAGGAAUGGCAGAACUCCAUCCAGAAGAACGCCGGUCUGGCCUUUAUCGAGCUGGUCAACGAAGGCAGGCUGCUAAGUCACACCAUGAAAGACCACCUGGUCCGUGUGGCAAACGAAGCAGAGUUCAUCCUCAGUCGGCAGAGGGCUGAAGACAUCCACAAACAUGCAGAUUUCGAGUCGAACUGCGCUCAGUAUUCGGCCGAGAAGCGCGACGAGGAGAAAAUGUGCGACCACCUGAUCCGUGCCGCCAAGUACCGAGACCACGUGACGGCCACGCAGCUCAUCCAGAAGAUCGUCAACAUCCUCACCGACAAACACGGAGCCUGGGGGGCCUCCUCUGGCAGCCGGCCCAGGGAGUUCUGGCGCCUGGACUACUGGGAGGACGACUUAAGACGGCGUCGCCGCUUCGUCAGGAACCCCUUCGGAUCCACCCACUCGGAGGCCACGCUCAAGGCCGCCGCUGACCAUGUGGCUGGUAUCAGUGUGACCGAAGACGACGUGUUGAAAGGCAAACAGUCCAUCAAGACUCAGGCUGUGGUGCACCAGAACUCUGAGAGCGACGCCUCGCUGGAUGCCGACGAUGACACGCUGUCGUCUUUGGAGGAAAAAGAGCUUGAAAACUUUACCGGCCCGGUCAACGUGAGCACGACGGCCCAGCUGGUUGCUCCGGCGGCGGUGGUGCGAGGCACGCUAUCGAUCACCGCCUCCGAGCUCUACUUCGAGGUGGACGAGGACGAGCCGGCCUUCAAGGCCAUCGAGCCAAAGAUUUUAGCAUACACGGAAGGUCUUCACGGCAAGUGGCUGUUUACAGAGAUCCGGGCCAUCUUCUCCAGACGUUACCUCCUGCAGAACACCGCCCUGGAGAUCUUUAUGGCCAACAGAACUGCUGUCAUGUUCAACUUCCCCGAUGCCGCCACCGUCAAGAAGGUGGUCCACAGUCUUCCCCGCGUGGGCCUCGGCACCAACUUUGGCCUCCCACAGACAAGGCGUAUUUCCCUGGCCACCCCAAAGCAGCUUUUCAAGGCCUCCAACAUGAGUCAACGUUGGCAACGUCGCGAGAUCUCCAACUUCGAGUACCUCAUCUUCCUCAACACAAUCUCCGGCCGGACCUACAACGACUUGAAUCAGUACCCCGUCUUCCCUUGGAUCAUCACCAACUACGAAGCAGAACAACUGGACCUGACUCUGCCCAGCAACUUUAGAGAUCUGUCCAAGCCCAUCGGUGCCCUGAACCCCAAGCGUGCCGCCUUCUUCUCCGAUCGUUACGAGUCGUGGGAUGACGACCAGGUGCCAAAGUUCCACUAUGGCACCCACUACUCCACCUCCAGCUUUACUCUCAUGUGGCUACUGCGCAUGGAGCCCUUUACCACGUUCUUCCUCAACCUCCAAGGAGGCAAGUUUGACCACACCGACCGCACUUUCUCAUCGGUGUCCCGCGCCUGGAGGAACUGCCAGAGAGACACGUCUGAUGUCAAGGAGCUGAUUCCGGAGUUCUACUACCUCCCUGAGAUGUUUGUCAACGCCAACACGUACAACCUGGGAGUGAUGGAAGACGGCACGGCGGUCUCGGAUGUGGAGCUGCCCCCCUGGGCCAAGACCCCGGAGGAGUUUGUGCGAAUCAAUCGGCAGGCCCUGGAGAGCGAGUUUGUGUCAUGCCAGCUCCACCAGUGGAUCGACCUGAUCUUCGGCUACAAGCAGCAGGGGCCCGAGGCCACCCGAGCCCUCAACGUCUUCUACUAUCUCACCUACGAAGGCGCCGUCAACCUCAGCUCCAUCGGCGACCCCAUGCUCAGAGAGGCUGUCGAAUCUCAAAUUCAAAGCUUCGGGCAGACCCCCUGCCAGCUGCUCAUCGAGCCGCACACCCCCCGAAGCUCGGCGAUGCAAAUGUAUCUUCUCCUGCAGACGCCGCUGAUGUUCACAGAGCAGAUGCAGCAGGACGUCAUCAUGGUGCUUAAGUUCCCGUCCAACUCGCCCGUGAGCCACGUGGCCGCCAACACGCAGCCGGGCUUGACGGCGCCCGCUGUCAUCACCGUCACCGCCAGCCGCGUCUUCGCCGUCAACAAGUGGCACGGCCUGACAGGUCACCCCAGCUCGGGGGUGCAGCAGCAGGACUACCAACUUCCUGUGGAGAUCGACCCUCUUGUUGCUAGCAACAUGGGCAGCCACCGGCGGCAGAUCUCGGACCUCCUGGAUCAAAGCAUCCAGAUCAGCUCGCAGUGUUUCAUCGUGACGGCCGACAAUCGCUUCAUCCUGCUCUGCGGAUUCUGGGAUAAGAGUUUCCGAAUCUACUCCACAGACACGGGCAAGCUGACUCAGAUCGUGUUCGGUCACCGCGACGUGGUGACGUGUCUGGCCCGGUCCGAGUCGUACAUCGGCGGCGACUGCUACGUGGUGUCAGGCUCGCGUGACGCCACUCUGCUACUGUGGUACUGGAACGGCAAGCUAAGCAGCAUCGGCGAGAGCGCCGCUACAGGCAUCACCACACCUCGGGCCAUCCUGACGGGCCACGACUGCGAAGUCACGUGCUCCUGCGUGUGCGCCGAGUUGGGUCUGGUCCUCAGCGGAUGCAAAGAGGGUCCGUGCCUGAUCCAUUCCAUGAACGGGGACCUGUUGCGCACCCUCGAGGGCCCGGAGGGCUGCUCGCGGCCGCGCCUCAUCCAGGCCUCAGCCGAGGGCCAUUGCGUCAUCUACUACGACAAAGGACAGUUUGGGGUCUUCAGUGUCAAUGGGAAGCUGCUGGGGCACAUGCGGGUGGAGGACGCCAUCAAGGCGAUGCUGCUGAGUCGCGACGGUCAGUAUCUGCUGACGGGCGGCGACGGCGGCGUCAUCUCCGUCCUUCGGGUACACGACCUCAAGCCGCUGUUUGCCUACCCGGGCUGCGACGCCGGCAUCCGCUCCAUGGCCAUGUCUCAUGACCAAAGGUGCAUCAUCACAGGCAUGGCGUCGGGCAGCAUCGUGCUGUUCUACAACGACUUCAACAGGUGGCACCACGAGUACCAGACCAGGUACUGACCCCAAACCCAACCAACCAAGCUACCAAAACACGCGUGACGCAAACAUCACCCUGUCAGCGGCGCCGUGCGGAGUCGAUGCUGAAUGUAUCCCAGCAAGAAGUUAUUUUUCAAAACCACCACAGAAGAAACUGAGAUAUAUAUAUAUACAGUACAUAUUAUAUAUUUUUCAGAUAACAAUGAAGAAUUGUUUUUUCUGUGGGGGGGGGGGGGUGAGGGGUUGCGCGUGGUUGUCAUGUGGUUUAAAAACACAGUUUUUAGCUUUAAGAGUCUAUUUUCCUCUUUUCGUGUCACGCGUAACAAUGCAAAUAUUUCCUGCGUACUAUAGGGUGAAUGUUGUACUUUGUGUGUGCGUGUUUGGGAUUGAUGAAGUUGCAACAUUUUCACGAGUUGCUAAUCGGAGGGGAUUUAUACAAAUAUGUAUGUAAAUCUAUAUCGGUAUAUAGAUCUAUACACUUUCACUGUUAUCUUCCGUAUUUAAAAACAGCCAUCUGCGCAUCAUUGGCUGACUUUGUUUUGUUGUUGUUGCAUAAAUGACUGAGCAAUCGAGAAACGGCGUGAAAAAAGUUCAACGGCUAACAUUAGUGGCGUAAGAGGACGGUUUUCUCGCGUUACCGUGUCACGUGACCACAUCCAACCAGUCAUCACGAGGAUUCCAUUGUUAAACUGACAUCUGAUUGGGUUUUUUCCCCUCCCUCUUGUGUUGUUGUGUGUGUGCGCGUGCGCGCGUGUAGGAUUCUGACAAAUAAAUGGAAUUUUCUAACGUCAA